Molecule: messenger RNA, 1987 nt
Organism: Bipolaris maydis ATCC 48331
Lineage: Eukaryota; Fungi; Ascomycota; Dothideomycetes; Pleosporales; Pleosporaceae
Source: RefSeq, a predicted model, not a curated record
AGUGGUUUUCGUAUUAUCUGUGCCUUUCGGACAUCCUCCCUUGUCCCGCUACACACUCGUCUUCACUUGUUCCACACGCAUCAGCAUUUGCACAGCUACGUCCAGUACCGUGAGAAUACCGCUUUCAUCCAUGGAUAUGUAUCAUUAUACAGCGCUUGAAUCCGAGAACUCGGAUUUCCGACUCUUGAAGCUACUGAGAGGGAGUGGCUCUGAACUCGAAUGCGAGCUCUCCCCGCAGUCACUGCAAAACUUACACCUUCCAUACGAAGCUCUUUCCUACACAUGGGGUAGCAGCGAGCUUGUGGAGUGUAUAAAACUUAAUGGAAAGCCAUUUUGGAUAACGGAUAACCUAUAUGCGGCACUGCGAAACCUGCAGUUACACGAUAGGGAUCGCAUUCUGUGGAUCGACGCGAUUUGUAUAAAUCAAGAAAACAAAGCGGAACAGAGUCAACAAGUCCAGCAGAUGGGGCAAAUAUAUGAAAAGGCUGAAAAACUUCUCAUCUGGUUAGGCAAGGCGACACCGCAAAUCAUCGCCUUGAUGGAAACACUCAGCCAAUUUCGAAACACCGAUCCUGAUUAUCACUACAAGCCAGAAACGUUCAAAGACUGGAAUUGGAAGGAUCAUUCCAUCGCAAUCAAGCAACUUUUGAAUCGAGAAUGGUUUACAAGGGUCUGGAUCCUACAAGAGGCAGCCAAAGCCCACAGAGCCGAUGUCUGCUGUGGCGUUCGGUCCAUUCCAACGGAAAUUUUUGUCCUCGCACUCUCCUUUGUAGAGCAAAAGUUUCCGCCACACUGUCAACCUGUAUUAGACAUAAUGGCAAAGUCAUUCCGGUCAAGUUCCUGGUGGGCACAAACACCCAACUUACACACCCUUCUGCACAAGUUUCAUGGGAGCAAAGCAACUGAUGAACGCGAUAAGAUAUAUGCCCUGCUUGGUAUGUCUUCAAAUCCUCUAGACACGAAAAACAUCACCAUAGACUACCAAAGGCCGACCUCCAAGGUUGUUCACGAGGCUGUUGCAUAUCUGCUCCAAUCGACGCAAACAAAUCAAUCAAACACAUUCACUAUGAACGAUGUCCUCGAUAUCAUGUGUUCCUUUACGACACUGGACGUUACCUAUUUCGUUUCAGCACAAGAAAUUUCUACAGAGGCGACCUCCUCUAAUCGUCCAUCAGGAUACGAGACGAUUGAGCCAUAUCAGGCCGAGAUCAAGUUUUCAGGCAUAGCAGUUGUCAAUGACCCAACAAUUCUCUUGUUUGAGGAAAGGCCAGAGGAGAGCCUCGAGGACCAGAAGACAUGCUACAGUCAGAUAGUCGGGCUCAUGCCAGAUCAGCAAUCUACCAGAGCUGUGCAAGACUAUGAUGAAGCACUGCAUAUACUUUCGUGGGGGAAUGCAGGGCAUCAUGUAAAAGUGGCCGUAAUAAGCGAUAAGCCAAAGGCCAUAUUGAAGGCUGCAAUGAGAGGAUAUGAUCAAGUUGUCAGACGGUUGCUGCAUAUAAAACUAGGAGUUGCACAAGAAGAAGAAUGCGAGGCGCUCGUACUACAGAAGGUUGUUACAAGAAGACUUGCAGGACUAUUACCAUUUCUUCUCAACACAGAAAUAGACGUCAAUGCCCAGGGUGGAGAGUACGGGAACGCACUUCAAGCUGCUGCUUCUCGUAGUAGUAAUGAAGAAAUAGUGAAGAUACUGCUUAACGCAGGCGCGGACGUCAAUGCCCAGGGCGCGGACGUCAAUGCCCAGGGUGGAGAGUAUGGGAACGCGCUUCAAGCUGCUUCUCGUAGUGGUAAUGAAGAAAUAGGGAAGAUGCUACUUAACGCAGGCGCAGACGUCAAUGGCCAGGGCGGAUACUAUGGGAACGCACUUCAAGCUGCUAAAAAUAAUAGACCUGAUACAUAUAGAAACCCUCAAACCGAGAUGGUAGUGGAGAUGCUGCUCGACGCAGGCGCAGACGACACCGACCAAGAUGGAGAACAAAGUUGGAGCUAA